This is a messenger RNA of Pistacia vera, 1933 nucleotides long. RefSeq lists its product as uncharacterized. Lineage: Eukaryota; Viridiplantae; Streptophyta; Magnoliopsida; Sapindales; Anacardiaceae. The transcript has a single exon. Bases 166 to 1749 code for a protein of 527 amino acids. The record is from RefSeq and is a predicted model, not a curated record.
CCAUGAUUUCCAAUACGUGGUUUGCGUUACUUCCAAGUUGGCAACUCCAUCAUCACUCAUUUACAUUAUAUAAACCUAGCAAACAUAAGAAAACUCUAUUCACAGUUUCCCAUCAACCAAACACGCACUCACAGCCAAAACUAAGAAUCCGAUAGCCAACAAACCAUGCUUGAUAUUUGGUCAUGGGUAUGUGACCUAACCUACUCUACUGAGUGGGCCGAGUCAGAGUCUUCACUCAUCUUUACACUAGCGAACUCAGCCUCGAGUCAAGAUGACUCUACUCGAGCGAUUCAGCUCCGAGCUGAGAUGACCUCCGGGUCCCACUCGGACCUGGUGGUGAUCUUCAAAGUUUGCUCUCUGGGCUUUCACCUUGAUAAUCCUCAGAAGACUCUUUGGGUUUCCGACGCGUGUCCUCUUUCUUCAGAUAAACCAUUCCUCCCAUUGUUACUCCAGCUACUCCAAGAAAUUAUCACCCGCUCCCCUACCGCGCACGAUAGCACCUGUCCUCGUUCUCAGCUUCAAAAACUUAAACCUGACCCUGUUGCAUGGAUCAUGGACUCUCACUCCCCGGAAUCUUUCUCAAGUUUCUUUAAUUUAGUUUUCCUCACGCGUUUGUUCUGGUUAUGUGUAUUUGACGCUCCCAGUGAAGUUGGUUCUCUUUACUUCAAUUCCAUUUUGGGUCCCAACCUGGAAGCGUUAACCAACAAGCACGCGCCAGUGCUGCGAACCUUUUUGCAAUCAGUGGGCGUUGACGCGGAGCUGUGUUUUAUGCGCACCCUGGGGUAUAUCUUAGCAAAAUGGUUGAUUUUAAGAGAGAUGGGCGUAGGUUUACAGACGUCAACACCACUGCCAAAUCAGCAUCCUGGGUUCGCUUAUGCCACGGAGGCACAGGGUUUUUGGAUUUUAAAAGGAUACGCGCCGAUUUCCGCCAUGAAACAGACGCACUCCAACGGAAAUAAGUAUAACGGUAAGUUUCCUAUCAUGGAAGCUAAAGAAUCUGUUCUAAGAUACGUCUUGGCGCACCAACAGCUUGAGGCUGUCCUUCAGCUGGAAUAUUCUGUGGAAUUCUACGACGGUUAUAUUCAGGUGAAUGCACGUGUCGAUAAUCUACGCUUCCACGUGGCAGAAUUAGGGUUUAAUAAAAACGAAGAGGUUGAAUACGCAGACGAAAGACAUUUUCCGACAAGGAUACGGGUUUGGGUCGGGCCAGAAGUUGGGUCAAAUUAUGUGGCUGGGUUGAGCUUAGGCCGGUCAACGAACAACGGCGAAAGAGAAGUUGAAAUGCAAAGGAAUCUCAAGGGUAGUUAUGGGAAUUCAAAGAUUCCGAAGGUGAAAGCUCGGGCGCGGAUGACGACAAAGACCAAGACGAAAAACUGGAGGUGGGACCAGGAUGUUGAAGGAAACGCUGCAGUUUUCGAUGCAGUUUUGUGUGACAACACAACUGGUCAAGAAAUGGCCACGUGGAGUGGACGUGGUGGCAACAGUAGCUUUAAAAAUAGAUAUAUGGGAGGGAACAGACCGUUUACGAAAACGGGUGGGUUGGUUUUUGCAAGAGGUGAAUAUGGAGAGGGAGUGGGAUGGAGAUUGAGCAGAGAAAUGGAAGGGAGUGUGUUGAAGUGGAGAAUUGGAGGGCAGGUUUGGUUAAGUUAUUGGCCUAAUAAUGUGAAGAGUUCGUAUUAUGAAACAAGGAGUGUGGAGUGGUGUGACGAGGUCGAUUUGCCUUUAAUUCCUGCACAAAAAAUAGAGUAGAAUAUUAAGAUUUGAUGUAAAUAAUAAGUAUAGAAUAGGAGGCUGUGUUAAAUUUCAUGUAUCCAUCUUGAUACGUAUAAUUAAUUAGCUCAUGUGGUAAUGGCUAUAGGCAUCUACUGCCAAGCCAAUUUUAGCACAUAGAAGAAUUAUAAAUACAUGAAGGUUUUAAUCAAUUGUAUGCGUG